UUAUAUUCGGCGUGCCUGUGCCCUGCGGACUGUGUUAACUGUUAGUGGCGUACCGAUGCAGUGGGUGGGCUAGUCAGUAUAGUAGGUAGUUGACUAGUGCUUGUGUGGCCUCCAUUCGCCUAUUUGUUACUUAUGCCAAACUUUACUCCAACUGCUGGACGAACUUAUCGCCUUUGAUAUCAACAAUUAACCAUAGUAUUUGUGUGCAAUAGUACAAUAACGGCUUUAUAAAAUACGAUAGUUAUAAAUUUAUAAUUAUCUUGACGUAUUGGUGUGUUAUAUGACAAGUUUUAUUUUGUAUGAUUCGUCAUGAAUACUCAUAAUCCAUGACGAAAAAUGUAAUAUAUUUAAUAUAUUAUUAUAUUAGGUGUGAGCCAAAACCUUUAACUUACUAUUGCGUUGUGAUAAUUUCAUCGUUCUUUUUGAGAAGUUACCUUAACAAUCUAACACUUAAUAAAUAGUUUUGAAUUUAUUAUAAAAAGAAAACAGAAUAUCAAACAAUGAAUUCCAAAAAAAUUCAAAAAAAGUUAGAUCAUGAUGAAGUUAUUUGUACAAUUUGCGGAUUCAUUUAUAUACAACCCGUGACAAUGCCAUGUGGCCAUACACUCUGUCUAUCAUGUUUUAAAAAGUUGAUUGAUUUAACGUCAUACCAAUGUCACUUGUGCCGUAGACGAUUAAGUAAUUGGCUUCGUAAAUUCAAAAAUGAUUGGAAUGCCAUGGUUAAUGUGAAUCUUUGGGAAGCUAUACAACAGCAAUAUCCAGUAGAAGUACAGAAACAGUUAAAUGGUGAAGACCAUGGACUCGCACAAUGUACUAUCAAACCACCAAAUAGAUUUGAAAUCAAAAAAGGAGAAAUCAAAAAAGAAUUUGAUGAAAUGCGAAUGAAAAUUAAUGAAGAAGAGAAACAAAGAGAGUUGCGCAGUUUGGAACUUGCUAAAAAAUUACAAGAAGAAGAAGUUGCUAAGAUUCAAACUCAAACAGCUUUAAUUGAAGAAAUAACACGGGAAGAUUCUAUAAUAGCAACAUCUAUUCAAGAAAACAUGAGAAAAGAACUUCACCAAGAAGAAAUAAUUUUAAUCCAAUCAGAUUUAGAUUUGGCGACGAAAUUACAAAACCAGAUGUCGACUGAAACAACAUUUUGUACGAGAAAAUCAGUUUCUGAAAAAAAACAAAUUACAAAAGGACCUCUCGAUAAAAUGUUUUCUAAGUCGACUGAAAAUAAUUCCGAAGUGCAAUUGAAUAAUACACAAAACUGUAGUUUAUCUAGCACUAUAUCUUCAUCCAGUACACAAUGUGAAAUUCAAUCUCCUAAUAAAUCAUUGUUAAGUUUUCCUUCAGACCCGUGCACAAGUUCUUCAACUAUAGAUUCAUCUGAAAUAUUUGAAGAUGAAGAUGAAAAUUUGGAUACUUGUACUUGUGGACGUUUACAAGAUAACUUAACCACAAAUGGUCCUUGUACAUUUUGCAUUGAUCAAAUAGCAGCGUUGAAUGAUUUGUGGACUCAACAACAAAAUGAAUUUUUGGUGGCUAAAGUUUUAGAGAAAAAAUUACGUUUGAAUAAUUUUGAAGAUUAUAAUUUAAGAAAAAGACCAAGUUCAACUAUUAACCUUGCUCAUAAGAAAAAAAAAAAGCUAUCUAAAGGACAAUUAACAUUGAAACAAGUAUUAAAGGACAAUGGCAACAUAACAUCUUGGAGACAGUAGUAUAAACUAGUUUUGAAGAAAAACUUAUAUAAUUUUGAAAUAAUAAUUGAAAGAAAAUGAAGAUUUAAAUAUUAAUUUAUAGUUCUGUAAUAAACAAGAAUUACAUCAACA
Myzus persicae (green peach aphid) is the source of this 1814-nucleotide messenger RNA. Its product is annotated as E3 ubiquitin-protein ligase rnf168-like. Lineage: Eukaryota; Metazoa; Arthropoda; Insecta; Hemiptera; Aphididae. The record is from RefSeq and is a predicted model, not a curated record. Gene Ontology annotation, biological process: double-strand break repair. The transcript is spliced from 9 exons. Gene Ontology annotation, cellular component: site of double-strand break; nucleus. Gene Ontology annotation, molecular function: nucleosome binding; ubiquitin-protein transferase activity. The coding region runs from base 501 to 1703 and encodes 400 amino acids.